Messenger RNA from Alternaria atra, 1479 nucleotides. RefSeq lists its product as uncharacterized. Bases 1 to 1479 code for a protein of 492 amino acids. Lineage: Eukaryota; Fungi; Ascomycota; Dothideomycetes; Pleosporales; Pleosporaceae. The record is from RefSeq and is a predicted model, not a curated record. Gene Ontology annotation, biological process: carbohydrate transport; transmembrane transport. Gene Ontology annotation, molecular function: carbohydrate:proton symporter activity. Gene Ontology annotation, cellular component: membrane. The transcript is spliced from 3 exons.
AUGAUUGGAGGUCUGCAGGCCAUGGUGGGGUUUCUAAAGAUUUUUGGAUACCGUACCGAUAAGACACCCACAGGAUGGAACAUCGACACAGAAAGACAGCAGCUCAUCUCCUCGCUCAUGACGCUGGGAGCUUUCAUCAGCUCCGCUACUGCUGGUGUACCAUCCACCCGGUUCGGACGACGCAUGUGUCUGGUUGCGGCUUGUAUUACCUGCUUCGUUGCCAACAUCAUGAUGAUGGCUACGGAGAACAUCGGGGCGCUCUAUGCUGGUCGUCUAAUUAUUGGUCUCGCGAACGGCUACUUCAUGACCUUCUCGCAGCUAUACCUACAGGAGAGCAGUACGGCAGAACUUCGUGGCGUGUUUCUGACGGGCUUCAACUUCUUCGUCUCCUUUGGAACACUAAUUGGCACCAUCAUUGACUGGGCCACUGCAAAACGACCAGACAAGUCCGCUUACCUCAUCCCGCUCGGUCUCAUCUAUGUGUUCCCUCUCAUCAUCAUCUGCACAAUAUGGUUCAUCCCAGAAAGUCCACGUUGGCUCAUUCUACAAGGCCGCUUCGAAGAGGGAGUAAAAGCACUUGAAUGGCUACGUCCAGCGCGCCACGAUUCCCGUGCCGAAGCCUCUGCAAUCCUAGCAGCGAUUGAAAAGGAAAAGGAAACGAGCUCUGGUAUAGGCUGGCUCGACAUGUUCAGCAACCCUGUCGAUCGCCGCCGUACCUUCCUUGCGGUUUUCGCCGUCCUGCUUCAAGCAGCAUCGGGCUCCAUGUUCAUCAUCGCGUACAAAGCGUACUUUCUGCAAAUGGCAAAAGUAUCCGACCCCUUCGCCAUGUCCAACGUCCUCUCCGCCAUCAGCAUAGUAGCCUUCAUCGCAAACUCCUUCAUCGUCGUACGCUACGGAAACCGGCGCGUGCUCCUCAUGACCGGCCUCCUCGUCUGCGGCAUCCUCCAACUUAUCAUCGCCGUCGUCUUCCACCAAGCGCCCAACGCAAAGUCCACCGGAAAAGUCACAGUUGGUUUAACCGCCAUCUACAUGUUCAGUUACAACGGCAUGAUAUCAACAUACGCUUGGCUUUCCGGCGGCGAACUCCCUACUCAGCGUCUGCGCUCCCAUACGUUUGGUCUGGCUGCUAGUGCGGGAUUUGUAGGCGCGUGGCUUACCACGUUUACUGCCCCGUACUUUAUUAAUCCACAGGCCAUGAAUUGGGGACCGAGGUAUGGGUUUAUUUGGGCGCCGUCUUGUGCUAUUGCUGCUACGUGGGUGUUUUUCUUCCUCCCUGAGGUUAAGAAUAGGACGUUGGAGGAGAUUGAUGAAAUGUUUGAGGCUGGGUUGGCGGCUAGGAAGUUUAGUAGUUAUAAGUGUGUGGGCGCUGCGAGGCAUGAUGAUGAGGGUAAAGGGAGGAGAAGCGUAGAAAAGGAGAAGGAGGUUACUGUCUUUGCGAAUGAGAAGGUUGCUGCUGAGACGAGUGUGUCGAGGGACUAG